UGUACCUACCAGCAGAGGACAUGCUUGACCUGAAGGCGAUGACGGCAAUGUCUUGGACCAAAAUGAGAAAGCUGAAACAGUGGCUGCUGAACAGAGGAAUAACGACUGGGGGAGAAAAAGCAACAAGAAAGAUUUUGGACGGCAUCAUAGAUGGGAUGUUGCAAGGGAACAUGCUGCCAUUGCAGAGUUUCAAUGAAAUAGAGAAAGCCUAUGAAUUUGUAGAGAGACCGGUGGUAACAGUGCACAGUAUAACAUCGACUGUAAUACACCUGUUGGAGCAAUACUAUGAACUUGAUGAGCUAAUUAAACUGGACAACUUACCAAAAGAUGAAGUCUGGGUCAAGCUAGGUGGAGACAAGGGAGGGGACACCUUUAAAUUGAUGAUCCAGAUUGCCAAUGUGAGGUCGCUUAAUUGUCUUCGCAAUACUCAAGUGGUUGCGCUGUUCCCAGGACAGGACUCUGCCUACAAUCUUGAAGUUACAAUGAAAGAGACGGCUGCAGAUGUUGAAGUUCUUCAAACCACCACAUGGAGAGAGAAGAAAGUCCACCUGUUUUUCUUUGGGGACUAUGAGUUUUUGUGCAAAGCAUAUGGCAUAUCAGGUGCAAGUGGGCGACAUUGCUGCUUGUUUUGCACAGCAACAAAGGCAGACAUCACAAAACCACUGUCAGAGAGAGACACUCAACAGAGGGAUCUUGAGUCCAUGGCAGAAGACCUGGAAAAGUUCAAGAUAAAAAAUGUCCCGAAGGAGUGUAACAACGUAGUUAGGCAGCCACUCUUCAGAAUUCCGUUGAAUCAGAUUUGCCCACCUGGACUUCACCUCUCUCUGGGCAUUUUUCUCAAGCAUUUUAAUGCUCUUGAACAUCAAUGCCAUGCACUUGACCUAGAGGCAGCCUCCAUCCUAGCCAGUAGAGAUAUAAGGAACAGUGAUGAUGCCUUUAGCAGGUUCAUAACAAAGAAGCAGCUUAUGAAGAAGAUCAGCGAGUUGGAAGAAGAGCACAAAGACCUACUCGACCAACAUCUGUAUAUGUCACUCUUAUAUCCCGAUUCACAACCAGUUGCCCUUCUUCAAGAAACUGCACAAGAAAAGAGAACAGAGAUGAAGAAACAGGAGGCUAAGGUAAGCAGAAUACCUGAGAUAGCCGAAGGACAAGGCCCCAUUGUGAAGGCUUUGGAUGGUGUUCUCCAGUCCAUAAAUGUAAAGAGGCAGGCAUACCAUGGCAAGAGUUUCGUAGGCAACCAUGUUCACAAAUGCCUAAAGGAGGAGAAUAUUGACAAGAUUACGAAUAUCAUUAUUCAGAAAACCAAUGAAGUGUGCCCUGUCCUGUGCGAGAAGGCCAAAAUAACUGCCAAGAAGUAUGACACAUUGCUAAAAUUGUAUGGCUCAUGCCAUACAAUUUUCAACAGUGCCAGGGUUUUCACCAUGGAAGAAAUCGUCAAACUUGACACAUCAAUCAAGGAUUACAUGAGCUUCUUCAGGGCCAAUUUCCAGGACACUAUCACCCCAAAGAUGCACAUCCUGGAGGAUCAUGUGAUGCCCUGGUCCCAGUGUUGGCGAGUUGGACUUGCACUUCUUGGCGAGCAGUCCACCUAA
Molecule: messenger RNA, 1592 nt
Organism: Lytechinus variegatus (green sea urchin)
Lineage: Eukaryota; Metazoa; Echinodermata; Echinoidea; Temnopleuroida; Toxopneustidae
Exons: 9
Coding region: 21-1592 (523 amino acids)
Source: RefSeq, a predicted model, not a curated record